Abrus precatorius (Indian licorice) is the source of this 716-nucleotide messenger RNA. Its product is annotated as 60S acidic ribosomal protein P3-like. Gene Ontology annotation, molecular function: structural constituent of ribosome. Lineage: Eukaryota; Viridiplantae; Streptophyta; Magnoliopsida; Fabales; Fabaceae. Gene Ontology annotation, cellular component: ribosome. The transcript is spliced from 2 exons. The record is from RefSeq and is a predicted model, not a curated record. The coding region runs from base 87 to 449 and encodes 120 amino acids.
UGAAAGUGCCGUCACUGUGAACUUUGCUCUCUACGAGGCUUCAAUUUCCAAUUAGGGUUUCGCUUAGGGCAAAGAGAAGAGUAGCCAUGGGAGUCUUCACAUUCGUUCUCCGCAAAUCCGGCAGCGAAUGGUCUGCCAAGCAAUUCUCCGGCGACAUCGAGGCCUCCGCUGACUCCACCUUCGACCUCCAACGGAAGCUCGUUCAUGCCGCUCUCGCCGUUGAUUCCUCCGGCGCCGUUCAGUCCUCUUUCUCUGUGGUGGACCCUUCCUCCGCUGUCUUCCAGGUGGUAGUGGGUGGUGCAGUGUUCGUUGGAGGUGGUGCUGUUGCUGCAGCAGCUCCUGCAGGAGUUGCUGCCUCAGCUGGAGAGGCGGCCCCGGCUGAGAAAAAGGAAGAAAAGGUGGAGGAAGAGGAAGAAGAUGAAGACUUGGGAUUGUCACUCUUUGAUUAGAGUUUUAAUGUUUUUUCUUUAAUUUUGAUGGAAAAGGGAUUUUUGUGUUGAAUGCUAUAUAUUGUAUUUGUCUAUUGGUUUGCGCCAGCUAAACGGUACACUAAACAUAGAGUUUUGUGCUGCGACCUCAAAGGUUCUUCUGUAUCGUGUUUACUCGAUGCUUUAUUUAUGUAGUAUCACGCACACUUUUUCCCUUGUCACUGCCAGAUAGAUGUCGGUGCUGAUACUACAUUCAACUGUUUUUACCAUUAACUUUUUCUUUACACG